This is a messenger RNA of Psilocybe cubensis, 1335 nucleotides long. RefSeq lists its product as uncharacterized. The transcript is spliced from 10 exons. The record is from RefSeq and is a predicted model, not a curated record. Bases 1 to 1335 code for a protein of 444 amino acids. NCBI's taxonomy places the organism in Eukaryota, Fungi, Basidiomycota, Agaricomycetes, Agaricales, Agrocybaceae.
AUGGACGCCCAAGAAGCCAUUGUCGCCAACGCAGGCUACCACACACGCCUCCUAAACACUAUCGCGGAACUCGAGUAUGUGCCAGUGGCCAAGAAGAACCAGUCGAGUUACAUCAAAGAUCUGGAGAAUCAGGUAUCUGCGAGUCAACAAAGGAUUAUACGGCUAGCGGAGAAGACGAAGAAGGAACGGAAAGAGCAUGAGGCACUUCGAGAUGCAACCACGAAGCGGUUUGCGCACAAGCUUUUGGGAAAGAGAGAAAAAUUUGAGGCGAGAGAAAGCAAAGAGGAGCGGGAGUAUGUUGAAGCCUUGGAGCGGGAGAUGACCGAAAGAGAUAAUCUAGUGAACAUCCAGCAGCUUCUUGAUAGCGCUAAGAGCGUGAUGUCAGAUUUACAGCAAAAGCAAAUGCUGUACGAAUCAGCUCAAGCAGAACUGCAAGCUCUGUAUGCACGGGUAUUUGAUGGACCCUCCGAAGCUUUUCCAGAAGAUGAUCGUUUAGAGUAUGAUCUGGAAACUGUAAAAAGACAAUACGGAGAAAUCCAAGCAAAUCUUAACGCUGAAAGUCGAGCAGCCGAGCUACUGGCGAGAGCGGCGAAGGCAAUGGAUCUUUGCCAGAAGAACAUGCAAGAAGCAUUAGGGUAUUCUCGUUACGAUAUGUGGGGCGGUGGAACAAUGGCCGAUAUGAUGGAGCGAAACGCAUUGCGAAAUGCACAAUCUAACGCUUUCCAAGUAGAAAUGCUAGUUGAUCAAGCUGUACGGGAGUCACCAGCGGUUCAGCCAGUCGGGCGCGUCAAUAUAGCUCAAGGAUCCAUCGUGAGCGAUGUUUUCUUCGACAAUAUUUUUACAGAUAUGGCGUUCCACAACAAAAUCAAGCAAUCGGCUGCACAGGUUCUUUUAGCAAAUCAAAGGCUGAAAAUUGAGGUCGAUGCUGCACGUCGACGAGCCGACGCGGCAGGAGCGCGAUUAAUGCGUGUUGCCGAGACACUAGAUGCAAGAAGAAGGGAGCUAGAUAGCUUCAGGAGAGCCACUUUUGAGAGUUACGCUGCGCAGAACCCUCCACCUCCAAGCUACGAUGUGGUGACCAAUAACCCGAGCACACUGAGAUUCCCAGAGCCUGGUCAUCAUGACGGAGCCACUCUAAGUCAUGCACCUGUGACGUCCGAUCCUCCCCCGUUUCCUACAGCUCACCGUGAACCUGAACGCGAGCCUGCACCUAUACGAUCAAGUUCACCCGGUGAACUGGACCGGAUGCCAGAGGCAAGGCCCUUGGAAUGGGGAAGCAGAAACCCGUAUGCAUUGGCAAUGGCUGAACAGACCAGGCGAUUAUCGACUGACUAA